Molecule: messenger RNA, 813 nt
Organism: Cylicocyclus nassatus
Lineage: Eukaryota; Metazoa; Nematoda; Chromadorea; Rhabditida; Strongylidae
Source: the annotation of a GenBank genome assembly
AUGUUCAAGUGCUAUGUAGUAGAUGAGAAGUCUCAAACCAUAUUUGAUGCAAAAGUUCCUACGGACUUCCAACUUGGUCAACAUACACUAUACAUCUAUAAAAACCAGAAGAAGAGUCAGAUUACUCGAGAGAUAGUGGAUAGCGAAAAGAAAGCGUUCGAGGAAGAAAUGCAGUUGCAACAACGAGGAAGGCCCGUCAUAAGAGACGAUUAUUAUGAAAAGAGGGAAAGCAGUGAAGAAAGACCAAUCAGAUCAACUACUCCGAAGGCGGUCGAACAUCCAGAAACACAAGAUAAUGACGAUGACAUUGAUUAUUGGUGCUAUUACUGUGCUUCACCGCUGAAGAAUGUGCCCAGUGAUAUGAGGAAAACUAUUCAGCAAUUUUUGAAGGUACGAAGGACUACUUAUCCAUAUGAUGUAGCCACUAAAUUGUGCAAUAACGCAAGAAAUGCCAGCUCCUGGGCCAAACAAAAAUGCCGUCAUCCCUACUGUGAAACACUCUCGAUUGUGGACCAUAAUGAAGGUGCAGCAUUUGUGUUACGAGGAUGUGCUGAGAAUUUUGGAGCCAUUGAUACGAAGACGCUGGAGCAGCAAGAAGGCAACCAAUGUACAAACCAUUCAAAAAUUAAAAUGCUGAUUUUUUGCAGACUUCACGAUCUUCUCGACAUACAGGAAUGCAUAUGUAAAACGCCUCGUUACUGCUACGCUGGUCAGUCUCGACGGCGAUCCGUCGCAUGGUCUCCCAAUCCAGCCGCCAUCGUUUUUACGCUAAUCAGCCUACUUGCUUUAUUUCUAAUAAUUUCCGAUUUUUGA